Thrips palmi is the source of this 9396-nucleotide messenger RNA. RefSeq names its product protein outspread (gene osp). Gene Ontology annotation, molecular function: actin filament binding. Bases 565 to 7416 code for a protein of 2283 amino acids. The transcript has 26 exons. Gene Ontology annotation, biological process: actin filament organization. The record is from RefSeq and is a predicted model, not a curated record. NCBI's taxonomy places the organism in Eukaryota, Metazoa, Arthropoda, Insecta, Thysanoptera, Thripidae. Gene Ontology annotation, cellular component: actin cytoskeleton.
CCGAGCAAGCAACACGCAGCCGACGCGAGCGCGAGCGGACCGAGCUGAGCUGAGUCGAGCUGUGGCGACGCGACGGGAAGGCGAGGCAGCGUUCGUGCGGCGCUGCGCCGAGUCAGUGCAAUUUCCAGUGUGCCGUCGUUGUCGAUGUCUGCAGGGGAGCAUUCUCUGCUCGCGUCCUUCCCCGUGCAGUCCCUGCAGUCCCCUUGGGGCCCUUCGCGUCCAGAGAGUCCAGGGCGCUGCAGUUGGCCCGAGAGGAGCAGCCCUGAAGCCCCAGUGCCACGGAACAGUGCCUGAAAAUGAUGUUGGAGUCUCGGCCGGAGCAGGUUUUUGUGGCAACCGGCUGCCGCUGCCUACCCUGCCAGGCCCCGGCCCAGGCCCCGGCCCCUGUAAGGCCAGCGGGGCCGCUGCUGAAGCUGCUGGCAUAGCACUGUGCUGACAUGUCAGCUUCGUGUCGCUGGACUUUCGUCGCGUUUUGCCCUCCGACCGGCCUUGCUAGCCUCGCCGGCUGUGCCGCGUGUGAUGUGUGUGAGCCAGUGUGUGUGAGUGUGUGUCUCAAGUGAAACCAUGUCCAUUGCACUAAUGCGAUCAGAAUGCAGGAAGUUCGCACCCAACAUCUUCAACAAGAGCAAGUGCACCAACUGCUUCAGGCAGAAGGAGGAACAUAGCGCCGAAGCUCUGGAAAGCAACAGGGCGACGCGGAAGGUGGCCAAGUGUGGAUACUUGUUCGUGGCGCCCGGCUGGGACUUCAGCAACCCGCUGAACCGCACGAAGAGAUGGCAGCGCCGCUGGUUCGUCCUGUACGACGACGGGGAGCUCAGCUACUCGGUGGACGAGCACCCCGAGACGGUGCCCCAGGCCUCCAUCGACAUGAACAAGGUGCUGGAGGUGUCGGACGCCGAGGCGGUGACGGGCAACGCCUUCUCGCUGGCCGUCACCGCCCCCGACUCCGUCACCUUCGUCAAGGGGACGUGCCGCGAGGAGUGCCGAUGGUGGGGCGACGUGCUGGCCGUCUUCCCGAGGAGUAAGGGUCGCCACAAGCGCACCGCCACACUGCCGGGAUCCCUGGGCGGCGUGUCUUCAUCGCCGCCGACGCCCGCCGGCCAGCAGGGCAAGUCCGCCUUGUCCACCUCCACGCCGCAGCCCGCGCCCCUCCGAGUGUCCACCUCCGUGACGGACGUGCGUCCGCGCUUCGGCGGCUGCUGGGACGCCGACGGCGUGCGCCCGCUGUCGGUGCAGGACGGCGGCGACGCGGACGGCGUCCGGGACGGCGUCCGGGACCACCACGACGACGACGAGGACGACGACGACGACGUCUUCCCCACCAGGGACGUCGUGGACUCGCCCAUGCCGUCGCUGUCCUCGCUCUCCGGCAUGACGGCCAUGGCGGCGGACGCGAGGAAAGUGACGCUGUCCACCAGCCUGCCGGUGGCGGCGCUGCCCGGCCAGGUGCCCCGAGAGGUGCCCGCCUACCGCGACCAGCCGGCGUCCUCCGGGUCGCCGCCGACGAGGGACAAGGUGGCCAGCGAGGACAAGAACCGGACGCGGCGCGUGCAGUACAAGCGCGAGCGCGGCCUCAAGUCGGGCCGCAGCUUCUCGGAGGACUUCGCCAGCAUGCUGCCCUCGUGGAGGGACUCCAAGCUGUCGUCCGACGGCCGAGACGAGAAGGAGGAGGCCGCCAGGAGGGUGCUGUUCCGGGAGAUCGCCAACGAGUGCAAGCGAGACGAGAAGCUCAAGGACAUCGCGGCGUCCAUCACGAGGACGAGGAGCUCCAGGACCAUGAUGGCCAGGACGUCGCUGUCGCCCUCGCUGCAGCAGCACCAACACCAGCACCAGCCCACCCGCGACGGCGACAGUGGCAAGCAGGUGCGCGGGGACCCAGACGGCUGCGGCCUGGACGUGUCCACGCAGCGCUACUCGCCCAGCUCGGAGCUGCGCGUCGACCUGCCCGCCGAGGACCUGCUCAACAUCAAGAAGGGCUGGCUCAUGAAGCAGGGCGCCAGCAAGGAAUGGAAUAAACACUGGUUCGUCUUGCGGGGGGCGGCGCUCAUGUACUACCGCGACCCCACGUCGGAGGACAAGGGCCUCCUGGACGGAGUCAUCGACCUGAGCGGCAUCAGCAGCAUCGCCGAGGUGCAGGUCGCCCGCAACUACGGCUUCCAGAUGAUGACUUGGGACGAGCGGCGGUACGUGCUGUCGGCGGUCACCUCGGGCAUCCGCGCCAACUGGAUGGCGGCGGUGCGGCGCGCGGCGGGGCUGGGGCUGCCGGCCAGCCUGCCCACCAGCCUGCCCUCCAGCCUGCCCUCCAGCCUGCCGUCCAGCCUGCCCGCCACCCUGCCCGGCAUGCCGUCCCAGGACAUCACUCUCACCCUCGGGGAGAAACUGGAGCGCGAGCUGGACAGUGGCCACCAUCGCAGUGUGGUGUGCGCGGAGCGGGAGCGCGGCCGCAGCAGUCCGCUGAGUCUGGGCCACGCCGGCCACGCCGGCCACGCGCGCGCCCGCGGCCUGCUCUUCUCCUCGGACGACGAGUACCGCACGGCGUCGUCGGAGAGCUGCGGCGGCUGCGGCACCCCGCCGGGCAGCACCCAGUCCGGGCGGGCCGUGGACCAGCACCGGGACAGCGGCAACGGCGACUGGGGCGAGACGGUGGCGCUGUCCUUGCCGCCGUCGCCGCCGCUCAACCGGACGCCCAUCUCCAGGGUCAAGGAACGCGCCAGGUCGCGCGUCUGCAAGCGCUCCAGGUCGUCGCCGCCGUCGUCCAGGAGGUCGACGCUGGAGUCGGUGCGGACGGAGGACGUGGUGCUGGCGUGCUGCGGGGAGAUGCCCGAGUCCGACGGCGACGACCGGCUGUCGGUGGACACGCCGCCCGAGCCCACGCCGUCAUCGCCGGCCUCUCGCCUGGCCGUGUCGUCGUUGGUGUCGCUGCAGGAGACGGCGGAGCGCCAGAAGCGCGAGCUGGAGGACAUGAAGGGCCAGCUGAAGCUCGAGGCGCUGCGGCUGCGGCAGCGCGAGGCGGAGAGCGGCGCCCUGGAGCGGCAGGUCAAGGAGCUGCUGUCGACGCUGGAGCGCACCGAGGAGCAGCUCAAGCAGCGCACCAGGGAGGCGGCCAAGGCGGCGGACCAGGCGGGCGAGCUGGACGCGCUCAAGGACCGGUACGCCGCGCUGCUGCGCGAGCACGAGGCCCUGCUCGAGGAGUGGCGCAGUCAGGACCGCAGCCAGGACUGGCGCGGCCUGUACCAGCAGGUCCAGGACAGGUACCACCACGACAAGGACGUCUGGGAGCAGAGGCUGUCGCACUCGGAGAGCGACCUGCGCGCCACGGCCGAGCGCUGCGACACCCUGGUGGGCGACCUGGAGGCCACCAAGGCCACCGUGGACGAGCUGCGGCAGCGGCUGUCCACCGGCCUGGAGGAGAACGAGAGCCUGUACGCGCGCCUGCACGACCUGGAGGGCAGGAACACGGCGCUGGCGCUGUCCGUGACGGCGUCCGUGUCGGCGUCGCGCGAGCGCGGGCUGCGGGGCAGCACGUCGUGCAACUCGUGCCGCAGCAUGGACUCGCUGUCCGACCUCACCAACAUCGACCUGGACCUCCGCUUUGACGAGCUGGACAAGGAGAGGGUGGUGGAGGAGUUCGAGGAGCUGCGCGGCCGCUUCGAGAAGGCGGUGGCCGAGAUCCGCGCCAUGAAGCGCGAGCUGCGCGAGUCGCACGCCCUGUACGACGAGCUGGAGCUGGUGACGGUGGCGCUGCGGCAGGAAGUGCGCCGCCGCGAGGAGGCCGAGCGCGCGCAGACCAACCUGAUGGCCGCGCGCGUCGAGGACCUCACGCUCAAGCUCACGGCCGCCGAGAAGCAGGUCCGCCUGCUCAAGCAGAAGCUCACCAAGGCCGAGUCGCUCAAGGUCCGCGAGAAGCGGCGCUCGCUGUCGCUCAAGGGCCGCGAGUCCUUCCAGAUCUGCCGCGAGCUGGAGGACAAGCUGGCCGAGCUGGAGUGCAAGCUGGCGGCGCUGGAGGGGGACGGCGGCGCACCCACCGCGGCGCCUCGCGCCACCACCACGCCCGCCACGCCGUCGUCGCCGUCCUCGCCGUCGCCCACGCCGUCGCUGACCGGGUCCACCAAGAGCAGCCGCGGCGAGCGGCGGCGCGACCGCCAGGACAAGGACGAGAAGGACCGCGCGGCGCGGCUGCGGCGGAAGUCGCUGGACAGCGCCACCAGCUCCGAGCCCAUGAAGGUCCUCAUCCGACUGAGCGCGCUCGAGUCCAAGGUGGCCAACGCCGUGCGGCAGGCCGAGGCGGAGCGCGACGCGGGCAGGGGCGCCGUGCGCGUCAGCGUGGAGCGCGUUCAAGAGGAGGCCGCCGUGGACGCGCCGUCAGCGCGCCUGCUCACCCUGGAGGACGUGCUCGCUCGCUCGCGGGUCAAGAUGCGCGAGUGCCUACGCCUGCUCGGCCGCGCCCCGCGGAGGCAACAAGGACAAGAGCAACAAGGACAACACGACGCCGCCGCCUCGCCGGCCCUGGAGCGCAGCCUGGCCGAACUGGACGCCGUGCUGCAGGAGGCGCCCGCGGACGCGGAGGGCGACGUGGUGGGCGCCGAGGUGCGCGCCGCCGUGCAGCGCAUGGAGCGCCUGCUGCAGGCCAAGCUGCGCGACGUGGCGAGGCGACGCCAGGCCCUGCGGCAGGCAGGCCGGCUGGACAAGCGUGCCCGCCUGGAGCUGCUCGCCGAGAAGCUGGCCUACGAGGCGGUGCUGGUGGGCAGGCUGCAGCAGGCGUGCGCCGCGGACGACCGCCGCCAGGGCGCGCAACUGUGUGACCUGGACCGCUACAUGACGGCGCUGGCCGCCAAGCUGGACGGCCUGGACGGCCACCACGAGGAAGCCGCCUCUGGCGUGCAGACGUCGCUGGACCACAUGGCCAGGGUGCUGGCGCGGUUCCUCCAGCUGCAGGCGGGCUUGGCGGCGUCGCAGUGUCGCCGCGGACGCGCCAAGGCCUCGACGCUGCCCUCGGCGCUGCCGGCCGGCGCGCUCAACGACAUGCUCGGCAGGAAGCAGGAGCUGGACGCGGCGGUGGCGCGUUUCCGGAGUGAAAAGCUCGGGCCGCUCGCCGCGCUGCUGGCCGAGGAGACGCUCCGCGUGGACAGCGACGCCGAGGACGCCGAGGACGGCGACGACGGACGGCCGAGGGAAGCCUUCCGGACGGCGCAGCGCAUGGCGCAGGAGGCCGUCAACCACGAGCUGGUGCAGGCCGAGAUCGCCCACGUGGCCUCCCGCUGCGCCGAGGCCUACGGCGCCGUGCUGGCCGCGGAGAAGGAGGCGGACCUGGGUGCCGGGCUGGCCGUGGUCACCGCGGCCUCGGCCGAGCGCGUGGGUCUGGAGCUGUGGGCCGACGCGGCGGAGCAGGCUGUGCGCGAGGCCAUGGACGCGGCCACGGCGGAGCUCGCCGGCCUCUACGAACAGCGGCUGGCCGAGAUGCGGCGCGACGGCACAGGCGGCAGGGCCUCGACGGAGGCCUCGGAACAGCAGGUGCGCAGGCUGCUGACGGAGUUCGCGGACGUGACGGCGCACAAGGCCCUGGUGGACGCGCGCAUUGCGGUGCUCCGCGGCGAGGUGGCCGACGACAGCGGCCCGGCCCAGGACGACGACGAGGAGGCCGUGGACAAGGCGCUGGGCGCCGAGGCCGAGGUGCAUGCCCUGCAGUCGCUGCUGGACAGCGACGCGUCGUCCGGCGCCGAGUUCGAGUACCUGUUCCACAAGUUCUGCAGCGAGUGCCGCGCCGCGCUGGGGCCGGGCCAGGGGGUGGGCCCCGUCCUCGGCGAGGGCAUCAGGGAAGUGCCUGAGGAAGAGGGCUGCAGCGGCGAGGUGAUGUGGGCGCUGUCGGACAUCAAGGAGGAGCUCAACAGACUGCAGGACUGCAUCCAGCUGGGCGACGACGGGCCCAAGAGCGGCGAGGCCAAGUCGGACCGCAGCAUGGAGGGCUGCUGGAGUUGGAGUGACAUCUGCGCCCAGUGCACGCAGCUCCGGCACCAGGUGGUGUCGCUGCAGAGCUGCGUGCUGCAGGGCCAGUCCUGCCAACGCUGCCAGCAGCUGCAGCAACAACUACACAGGCUCGAGUCUCUGCACGGUGAAGAACUACAGCAACUGCGACAGAGUCAGGAGAAGGAAAUGGCAACACUAACUGGGGAGCUCGAAAUGCAAAGACGGUCACUGGUUUGUCAACAUGAAAUGGAACAGGCUCAGUUGAAGGAACGUGCCAGAAAGCUGGAGAGGAGAUUGGACACUUUAGAUUCUGAAUAUUCUCUUCAAAUGGACAACUUACAUACAGCUUAUCAGAAGACUUUGGCAGCUGGUUUGGAGAGAGAUUUGGACUCAGGUGAUAAUAUCCGGCAGCGUUAUCAAGCAGAAAUUGAACAUCUUCGAGCAUUGUGUGAGAAGGGGUUAGUAGCCAUGGAUAAUUCUCAUCGUCGUAUAAUUGCUGAACUCCAAGAGAAACAUCGACAGGAAGCAGAACAGCUUCGCCUGGAGAAAGACCAAGCCCUGGCUGAAGAGACACAAGCAACAUUAGCAGCUUUGGAUGCCAUGCGCAAAGCCCAUGAAAUGGAGGUGCAAAAAGAAAUAGCAAAAUUCAAAGCAGAGUUUAUAAAGAAAAUGCAAGCCACUCAUGAUAUUGGAGCUCUGCACAAAGAACAUGAAGCUGAAAUGGAAGAAAUCAAGCAAGAAAUUUUAUCUUUGUCUGAAAAGUAUUCCAUAAAGUGUCUUGAGUCUGCAGCAUUAGAAGAACAGUUAGGUCUUGUCAGCAAACAACUUGCUCAAGCUCAACAGCACAUUUUGGAUUUAGAUGCAAGAAACAAACAGCUUCGAGCUCAUCUUGUAUCAGAAGCUAGUGAAGAUGGAAGGUCUAGUCCCCCGAUUCAGCUCCUGAGAGAACACAAUCUCGGCACUAGCUGCAACACAAUCAGUGGCAAUGGUGUUGGUAGUGCAAGUGGCAGCGGCAGUGGAAGCAGUACAGUUAGUGUGUCCAGUGUAAACCACAGUAGUGGCGGCAGCGUUGACAGCACGCAUGGUAGCAUUGGUAGCGUGGACUGCUGGUCCCACCAUACACCACCUCAGAGCUCUGCAUUGCCUGACCCUUGGGGCCUGGGCCUGCAUACUAAAGGCUCCAACCAGGCUGUCAGUGGAAGCAGUGCAAGCAAUGGACUACGAGCAGAAUUUCUGGGCCUCCGAGCAAAGGGCAAACAGCGCACGGAACCGACAGUUCUCACUUCUGCAGAACUGAUGCGGUAUUCAAGACGCCACUGCUCUUCUCUUCCUCCUCUUGGAUCUUCUUUGCGAUCAUCAUCUCCAUCUUUAUCGUCACUGUCCUCGCACUCAUCCUCGCCCUGUCCACUCAGUGGGAUGGUGGCUGAACGGAAGAAGAUGUUUGAACAGUGACGCCCGGCCCGAUGUGACACCUAGCUGUGGCGCUGUGGCCUGUUGCAGUAGACUUUUCAUGAAACCGACAUCUUGAUCAUUAUUUGUGAUUUUUGUUGAUGACACCUUAGUUGUGCAACAACACAAGUGCGUCUUUUGUACUGGUUUGACAGCAGAUGUUUGCUUUAUUGUUUCAAGUUAAAAAUUGACAACUGACUUUCUACCAUCAGGAUUUGAGGGGCUUACAAUGUAGUGAACCGGGAUGCCAUCGUUAUGUGUUCAUUUGGUGUUUUACAGUUGCUACUGGACUAUUCAAAAACAAAACAUAUUUUUAUUAAUACUGCAAUGAAAUAAGACUACAUCUGGUCUCAUUUUGAAAUAUCCAAAUUACCUAAUGCUUCUGUAGCAGGAAUCUCUCUUUUUUUUUUACCUUUCCUUCUUGAGCUGAGUUACAGUAGCACAUUAUGUGAAACUAUUCUUGUGUCUAUGUAGCAAGGAGUUUUACUUGUUAAAGCUCACUAACCCGCUAAAUUUAUGCUUUGAACUGUUCUCCACUCUAGCUUAUCAUCUUGCUUUAGCGGAUGAUUGUUUCCUUGUCUGGGAAACAUGCCUCAUUGUUUGGUAUAUUUCUAUUUUCUCUUCUCAUGACGGAAGAGUUCUAAUUUCCAAACAAUGCAUUGCUUUGUGAAGAGAGUAAAUCUCUCGGCUCAGAUCAACCAAAGUUGUGUAGAGCGGCCAUUUUUAGUUUAGUGUAGUGUAGAUGAUUUGUUUGUGUGUGUGUGUGAGAGAGAGAGAGAGUCUUGCUUACCAUCUUGUAGGAUUACCCUUGAUAUUUUAACAUAGCUGAUGAACAAAAUGUGUUGCGCAUGAGUUAGACAAAGCUUUUUAAAUCACAGUCCUUUCUUCUGGUCUGAAUUCAAUUUUACUCCUUAUGCUGUGGCUGUGCUGUGCGACCCAAACAUUUAUGUUAAGAUGCAAUCAUGUGAGCUUACGUAAACCAUUUAUUUAAUUUUUGGUUUAAUGACCAGCGGAUGCAAACUAUUAAUGCUUCAGAGUUGUUUAUGUGUAAUGCUUAACGCCAAAAAAUUGGGUUUGUUUUAUUGUACGCAUUUUAUACUCAACCAUAAAUGUAAUUUGCCCUAUUUGGAAUCUGCAAAAGCUUUGCUGUGCAUUAACAAUUUAGCAGGAUGUGGCGUACUAGAUUCAGGGAAUACAUUACGUUUGAGGGAAUGUGAAAUUAUUCUUUUUUCCGUCCCUAUCUGAUAGUCUUGCUUUGCUGUCACAUCACCUUUUUUGUGUGCUCAAGUAGUAUAUUUGACAAAUAUAUUAACCAUUUGUGACACAUAUGGUUACACAUGAAUGUUUUUGAGCAUUGACUCAGGUAGUCCAAUAGUUUAAUAUUAUAACAAUUGUUCAAUUAAACAUUAACCAUUGACCCUCUGGGUGAGUGUGGUGUGGUGCAGAAAUUUCAACUUAGAGGAAUUUUGAUUAUUUGCAAUAGUAGAGAUGGAGUUUUCUUUUUGGAUACCUUUGGAUGUCUUUGAGUCUUCUGAUUUUGACAUUAACAUACAUUUUAAGUUUACUUCAGGGUAAUUUAUGGAACCAAACACAAUGAGUCCUUACAUAAGUUUUAUGUUAGAAAAUUCUAAUGCUCAGUAAUACUUUAUGAAUUCUAUUAAUAAGAUAUUGUACAGAUUUUAUUGUAAAUAUGUGUAUGUUGUUGUUUUUUACCUUCUCUUUCAUCCUUGUGAACAUCUAAUACAUAACUGGUCAUGUCAUGAUGAUCCAAAGUGAUAAUUUCAUAUCUUUAUUGAAUAUUUGUAUUGUUGUCUUUGAUGUUAGUGUUUGGCAUCCUGUUAUACAUACAGAUGCAGUGAACAAAAUUCUCAAGAUUUUUUUAUGCAGGUUUAAGUGUUGAUUUGUGAUUUAAAUUAUGUUGUGUAGUGCCUUGUUGGCUUUGAAAAAAGAGACGGAUAUUACAAUAUUGUUUACAUCAUGAAA